Cavenderia fasciculata is the source of this 10707-nucleotide messenger RNA. RefSeq lists its product as uncharacterized. The transcript is spliced from 4 exons. Gene Ontology annotation, cellular component: extrinsic component of membrane. NCBI's taxonomy places the organism in Eukaryota, Evosea, Eumycetozoa, Acytosteliales, Cavenderiaceae. Bases 1 to 10707 code for a protein of 3568 amino acids. The record is from RefSeq and is a predicted model, not a curated record. Gene Ontology annotation, biological process: protein retention in Golgi apparatus; protein targeting to vacuole.
AUGGUAUCACAUUUAGCAGCUACAUUGUUAUCAAAGUAUCUAGGUGAAUAUCUAGAUGAUUUGAACAAAGACAAUGUAAAAUUAAGUUUUCUAUCUGGAGAGGCUGAACUCUAUGAUGUCAAGAUUAAACAAACUGCUCUACAAAGACUAUUCCCAAGUGUAGUAGUAAAACAAGCUGUAGUUAGAAAGUUAUCAUUAUUUAUACCUUGGAAUCAAAUUAAAACAAAACCAGCAAUUAUAAAAUUAGAUGGUAUAUAUGUAUUGGCAGAAGCAUCUAAAGAUGUUGAUGAACAAUACUACAAGGAUAAAUUCCAUCAGGAAAAAUUACAAAGAGUGUUGGUACAAGAGUUGAUUCGAAUCAAACAUAGGAGUCAUCAAGGUAUCAAUGAUUGGUGGGAUGAAGAUUUGGCAGCAUCAGCCAAUUCAUCUUCAUCAUCUUCGUCAUCAUCGUCGGUCAUGUCAUCUUUUGGAGGUAAAAUGUUGGCAACCGUUGUAGAUAAUUUACAAUUAUAUAUAAACUCUGUACAUAUUAGAUUUGAAGGUACAAGUUCAAAUCCAUUCGCAGUUGGUAUUACAAUGAAGAAAUUAAUAGCUGAAUCGACGGAUUCAAAUUGGAAACCAACAUUUUUACAAAACAAGGAUAACAACUCGAUUGUUCACAAGGUGAUUAAUUUGUCGGAUCUGUCGGUGUAUUGGGACUCGGACAAACAACAUUUAAAGUAUACGAGUUUGUCGGAUCUCGUCACUCAACUGGAAUACAUGAUUACAGAGGCUGGCAGCGAACCCUCGAGUGCGUCUACUCGGUUGAGCUAUGUCUUGCCACCAUUUUCAUCUAGUUUGCGAGCAGUGUUUAACAAGAGUAUCAUACCGAGUGACACGGUACCUAGACUCUCUCUGUCGCUUCGAAUGGAUGAUACUAAUUUGUCAGUGUCUGAUGCACAGUACCAAGACAUUACCAAUGUGAUGGAGGGAUUCACAAUGUUUAGAAAGUCAAUCGAGAAUCGUAUGCAUGCCAAAAGACCACACUCGUCAUUGUCGGCGAGCAAGGCCAGUACCGCAACGGGUGCAGGUGUCACAAAGCAGAAUGCAAGACAGUGGUGGAAGUAUGCAAUCGAUUGUGUGGUUGGCAAAAUACACCAAGACAAGUACCAACAUACCUGGUCGUACUUGUUUGACUUUCUACGCGACAAAAAGGAAUAUAUCAAAUUGUACAAAAAGUUAAAGAGCAAGACUAUCCAACCCGCCGAGAAAGAGAAGUUAGAUGCAUUAGAGUGGAAAUUACCUUUUGAAAAUAUCAUUCUCUUUAGAAACCUAUGCUACAGAAUGUUAGAGACAGAAGAUAAAAAGAAAAAAUUAAAAGCAAAAGAAAAAGAAAAGGAAAAAGAAAAAUCAAAAGAGAAACCAAAGGUUGAUUCACCUACGACUACCAAUCAACCAUCAACGACAACAACGGCGACAGCAACAACAGUUUCAGCUCAACAACCACAACAAUCUCAACAACAAGCUGGAUGGUUUUCAACUUGGUGGAAAGCAAAACCAAUCGAUCAACCAAAUAGUAGUAGUCCAUCUACUUCUUCUCCAACAACCUCUACAACAUUACCUUCAUUUACAACAUCCAAUUCAUCAAACAGUAAUAAUAAUAAUAAUAAUGAAAUACAAUUGACAAAACAAGAAUGGGCAGAGAUUUAUGAUACUAUUGGAUUUCAAGAAGAAGAUAAAACAUCAGCUGCUGGUAAAUCAUCAUUACAACAAUCAAGUGAGGGUACAAACAAUGUAGUAAAGACAGUUAUUCAAGUUAGUUUUUCAAAAGUAUCACUCACUUUGAAAAAGAAUUCUGGUGUGUUGGCAAUUUUACAACUUUUAAAUCUACAAUUUGACCUCAAAGCAAAGGAAUCUUCUUAUCAAUUCGAUUGUCUUUUGGAAAAGUUAGAUCUUAUUGAUCACAGUACUCCCAAUACAUACUUUCCAAAAUUAAUAACACCAUGUUUGAAAGAUUCUUCAUCAUCCUCUUCUACAUCACCUACAACUACCACCACCGCUGUCACUGCUGUCACUUCUACUACCAACUCGACAAAUGAUAAUAUAUUAUUUAAAGCAACAUUUAAAAGUCAUAGAGUAGGUGAACCAUGUGACUAUAGUUUGAAUAUUCAAUCCAAACCAUUGACCAUUGUAUACUAUCCACUAUUUGUAAGCACUAUAUCCAACUUUUUCAUCUCCAACAGUAACUCUAUUGACAUUUACGAGGACAUUGAAAGAAUGGCAUCAACCACCAUCAACAGCAUUAAAUCACAAACCAAAGAUCGUCUGUUGAUGGCAAUAUCAAACCAGACCAGACUUUCACUUUCAAUGGAAUUAGAGGCACCCAUCAUAGUCAUUCCAGAUGAUAUUCACAACAAUGAUCGUUCCAAUAUGAUUAUAUUGGAUCUUGGUCAUCUUUCAAUUAAUCAUACUCCAACUAAAAUUAAUAAUAAUAAUAAUAAUAAUAACUCUGAACAACAACCAUCAGAAAAAUGGGAGGAAUUUUAUGAUGAAUAUUUAUUUAAAUUGACAAAUAUUCGAUUAUUAUUGUCAAGACAGGAUAGAGAUUGGAAGGAUCAGAGUCAAGUACAAAAAUACCGAAUGAAUAUUGCGUCACCAUUUGAUGCCAACCUUUCACUCAACAUUAGCAAAGUUCGAAAUCAUCUAUUGACAUCACUCAAACUUUUCAUCAACAUCAAGUUACUUGAAUUAUGUUUGUCUUCAUUACAAUAUGUCGAUAUGAUACAUGUCAUUCAAUCAAUUACAUCUUCACAAAAACAACAACAACAACAACAACAACAACAACAACAGAUUGCAACACAUCAAUCAUCUAAAAAUGAAUUAUUGGAAAUGGAUUUGACCAAUAUUCUAGAGGACAAGUACAAAUCGAUCAUUGAGAAUCUUACUUACCUCGAAUCGAUAUUUCAAGUUGAAAAUUUCAAUAUUCAUCUUAGAAUGAGUGGCAAACAACAAGUUGGUGGUGAUUCUUCUUCCACGAUAGAGGAGAAUUUGGCAUUGAUCUAUCUAAGAAGAUGUCGUGGUGUUCUCACUCAGCGACAUUAUGAUUCGUCUAUGGUCAUCUCUGUCAAGGCACUCUGGAUUGAAGAUUGUCUCAAGAAACCAGCUGGCAACGGAAAUUAUUUGGCAUUGACCACCAAUCAUUUGACUCUACAGUCUAUCCAGUCAAUGCCCGACGAGAAACUAGUCAAUCUUAAUGGCAUGUCGGUUAAAAUCAUCCAAACAUCGUCUAGUUCUCCCAACUAUCGAUUCGUCGACCAAGAGUAUGAAAUAUCAUUACCUCAACUCAAUUUGAUUCUCAACAAAAAUACAGUGGCUGGUGUUAUCGAAUUUUCAAAUAGUGUAUCACAAUUAACAUCUGAAAAGAUUCGUUUAUCAAAGACCAACGAAUCAAAUUCGACACCUACGCCUACCACUCCUCCAACUUUUAAUAAUACCAAUAAUUUAAACAAGAGUACUAGUAAUAAUAACAUUUCAACCAAUUCACCAACACUAAAACAACAACAACAACAACAACAAAAACAACCAUUGAUCAAACUUAGAUUGUCAUUCAAGAUUGGAUUGGUUAGAGUAUUAUUGACAAAUGAAACAAAUAGUCCGUUGAUCAAACUGGCAUUGACAGAAUUGGUUGCUACAACCGACAUGUAUCUUGAUACAACUCAGGUAUAUGGUCGUGUUGGUAGUAUCAAGAUUUAUGAUAUGACAUUGGAGGGUAGAAAUUAUAGAACCAUCUUUACCACCAAAGAAAGAAGAAUUGUAAAUGAUCAAAAUAGUAAUAAUAAUAAUAAUAAUAGUGGUGGUGAAUCAUUUUCACCAAAUAUCGUAGAUGACAUGAUGGGAAUUGAUACAAAUAUGGAUGUCAAUAACUCAACUCUAUCAUUGCUGUCAUUGUCAUCUACUUCUUCAAUGGUUGCUGAAGACGAACAACAUGCGUUGAUUCACUUCCAAUUGGAACAAUCUGGAGAUGGAGGUGUACAAAGAUUAAAGUGUCGACUUUCAAGUAUCAGAUUUGUAUUCCUUAAAAGAUUCAUCGAACAAGUUAGAAUAUUCCUUUCAUCGGUCAAUGUAAUGAGAGAGUAUUUGAAACAAUCAAUUUACUCUGCUGCGUCUGUCAUUUCACAAAACCGGUCGACCUUUUUAUACGAGAUUCAAGUUGACAAUCCAUAUAUUAUCGUACCGUUGUCUAGUCUUUCACAUCAAGUGUUUAUUGCUGAUUUGGGUCGAAUUGUCAUCUCCAAUACGAUAAAGGAGGAUCCUGAAGAUCCAAACGUCAUCAUUGAAAGUAUUCAAGUGGAUGGUACCAAUUUAAAGUUAUUGUCUGGACUUGAUAUAAAGUCAUCGGGACUCAACGUUAGAUCACCACCACCAUCUACCUUGUCACCUCUGUCUGCAUCACGUAAAUUUGGUAAAAUGGCCAAAGAUAUUAAUAUAUCUUGUACCUUUGUCACACCAUUUUAUCAGACUCAACCAGAGUCUGUCACCGAUGGCGCCAUUCAUUUACCUCCUUACCAACGCUCAUUUGUAAUGAAUCCAAUUGAAUUACUCAUCAGCGAGUACGAGACAAAAUGUUUGAUUGAAUUACUCGACGGCAAUCUGUCAGAGUAUUCAUCGUCCAUCCAAGACGAUCUUGCUGGUGAUACAACUGUCAUGGGUAGUAAAUUAAACAAUGAAGACAACAACAACAACAAGGAAAACUCACCAACACAAGUUUCAUCUAUAGAUGGUGGGUCAUCUUCCGAAGAAAAGGAGGUUAGAUUGGUUCAAAGUGGAACGACCAAUGUUUUACUCGACAAAUUCUCUAUUAUCUUUAUGAAACGUGAUGGUUCGAUUGAGCAAGAUAGAUUGGUUCAAUUCAUAGCUACCAAUGCAUCGAUGCAUAUCAACACGCAAGAGAUGGAGACUAACCUGUCAAUAGAGGUUGACACUAUCUUUUUAAAUGAUUACAAUAGACAGACACAUCCACACUUUAAAUCAUUGUUUUCUCCAUUGACUGGUGGGUCUGGUGACAUUAAAAUGGCUCGUCAACAGCAGCUGAUCAUUAGAGGUACGAUCAGACCACCACCCAUCCAACAAUCAGUGUUUCAAAUGGAGUUGAAUAGCAUGUCUAUGGUAUUUGUUCCCCAUUCAUGGCUAGAGGUUCAAAGUUGUAUUGGACGUUUGGUAACAUUUGGUAUGGAUGCAUGGUUGCGUUACAGCACAAAGAUUCUCGGAGCUGCGCCGGUAGGUGUCGAUGAGGUCAUUCAAUCUGGCUCGUCGUUCUUUAGUGCACAUAUUCAAGACGCGAGAAUAGCACUGCCAACCAACACUAGACUCGAUGGUGACGGUGACGGAGAGUAUGCUCUUGUUAUCCGUGCGACAGUUGAUGUUCAAAACACAACCAAGGGAGCUGUUGGUGUAGAAUCUGUCUCUUUGAUCGAGGCUGACAAUGUCCAAGUCUACCGACACAAACUCAACAACCAUCAAAAAGAUAUAGCACGUAAAAUAGUCGAACCUUUCAAAGCAGUAUACCAAAUAACACAGACACCCAAGAGUCACGAGGUCAAUCUUUCGGUCGACCAGAUCACUAUCAACUUUAGUUAUUUGGAUUUCAAGCAGAUUAUGCUUAUCUCUAGUACCACCAUAACAUCAUUCCCCACUGAAGGAUCGGAAAUCAUUCCAAUCAAAGAAGAUGAUGACCAACAAGAAUACGAGCAGUUAUCAUCGUUACAACAACAAUCCAAUCAACCCAUUCAAAAAUACUUCCAAGUCAAGUUGGGCAAGGGUAAUUUCAUCCUUCACGAUGACCAUUUAAUCAAAGAAACCAUCCCUUUGCUAUCGAUUACUGUAGACCGUUGCAAGAGCGAUAUCUUUUCAUGGACACUCAAACAACAGGUUGCAUUUUCAUUAGAGAGUAAUAUCAACUCAAACUAUUUCAAUGGAAACAAUGGUGUGUGGGAGCCUCUUGUAGAAGCAUGGGGUUUCACCAUCACUGCAAACAACUCGGCCGAAGAAGGAUGGAUAUCUGAUUUUUCGUCAAAGAUUCCUCUUCAAAUUAAUAUCACCAAGGGAUUUGUAGACACUUCGUUAUCAACCUAUCAAAUCUUGACAGCUGAUUUCUAUAAAUCAACUGACAAAAAUGACGGUGGUGAUGAAAAACCACAAUCGUCAGAUGAUUUAGUCUCUUCGCCUUCAUCUUCUUCUCCAUCAGUUGCUUCACCAAAAAUAUCGUCGAUUUCAGAAAAGAUUACAAAGGAUGAUGACGAUGAAGAUAAUCAAUAUUAUCCCUACUUUGUUCGAAAUGAUACAGGUCAAUUGAUUUGGUAUUGGUUGGAUAAUAAUCAAUUAAUUGAGGUGCCAAUAGGUGCAGAGGUACCUUUGGUGCCAGACGACUUGAAACAACUUAGUGAAGGUGGUAAUCAUCUACGUGGACUUGGAUCAAAGGGUAUGGAGGUUGAAAGAAAGAUAUCGUUCCAGCUGUAUGGUAACUUUAAACCAAUCAAAAAUGUACCGAUGGAUACUAUUGGAACAUACACUCUUCAUCCAAUGCCAGAGUAUAGAAAUGUCAAGUUGCUCUAUGAUAUUUCGUAUCGUAAGGGUAGCAAGGUAUUGUCUCUUCACUCCAACAUUGUCAUUGCCAAUAAUACCAAUCAGCCAAUGGUGGUUCAUGUAGGUGUCGGUGCCAACAAGGAGAUUGAACCGACCGAAAUCCAUAUAGAUGCCAACUCUCGUGUUCCAUUGCCUAUCCUCUACUCGAUGGGUCGUCUAAGAAUCAAACCAAACAACAUGGGGUACUCACUCUCAAACGAACAGAUUGAUUGUAUCACCGUCCUUCAAAUGAUCAAGCAACAAAACCAACAAAAUCAAACACCUCCCAAUUCCUCCCCUACCUUUGGAUCUAAACAACCAACACCACCAUCUUCCAUUUCAAAUAAUAAUAAUAAUGAAUCAAAUAUUAUAUCUUCAAGAAUGAAUUGUAAACAUACUGCAAAGUUACCAUAUUCAAUAUUUGCAUCGAUUGAAAAGAAAUUAAAAGAAAAUAGAAUAGAGAUUUCAAUUCAAACACCAAUAAUAAUAGAAAAUGUGUUGGCAUGUGAUCUGUCGUUUAGAUUAUAUCAUGCACAAAACAAAAAGAUUAUUGGGUCACCAUUUUUAACGGGUACGAUCAAGAUGGGUGAACGUUUGGAAGUGGCGACAUAUGAUUCAACAUUGGAGAUAUACAUGGAGAUGCAGAUAUAUGAUUUCCCAUGGUCACAACCAUUCCUCAUUGAAGGUGGUAGCCAUAAUCCAACUGAAAAGAUCAAGAUUAUGGACAAGAACAAACAACCUCUUCUCAUUAGUUUUGAUAACCGUGUCAACCCAAGUGGUAAUAGAUACAUUAAUAUAUAUUGCGAGUUUUGGAUGAUUAAUCAAACUGGUCUGCCACUCUACUACCGUCAUCAUAUCGGUGCACAAACAAUAGAGCCGGCUGGUCAGGACCAAGAGACUGUCAUCCCCCCACACCUCUUUGCCAAAGAUUCCUUGGAUUGGUACCAAAAGAAUGAUGAGUGGGCUCACCCAACACCACCCUUUAUGUUUGCCUACAGUGACAGUAAUUUGGUGGGUGGAAGAUUUGCACUCAAGAUUUCAAACUCUGAAUGGUCGUCGCCAUUCUCUCUCAACUCGUCCUCUUCGAGUGCCAGCUCCAACAUUACAAUCAAAGAGGAAAAGACAUCGGAAGAAAAGAAACUUGAAAUCAUGCUCAAACCAAUCCCAGAAAAACGGUACUAUCAACUGGCCGUCUCUUGUUUGCCAUCGAAUAGCAAGUUUUGGAGAACUCGUGUUGUCACAUUCUGCCCUGAGCAUAUUAUCGUCAACACUACAGCCGAACCAAUAUACUAUCAACAGUUUGAAUGUUAUGGUAAUACUCAAACCAUUCUCCCCAAUCAAUCGCUACCAUUUUAUUUCCCAUCUUCAAAGCGAGAAAAGUUAAUUCGUAUCGGUUCAAUAGUUCAAGAUCCACAACCUCUACUCCAGCUUCAACCUCAAUCACAAUCAACCACUAGUAACAACCAACAACAACAAAAUAUUAGAUGGAGUGGAUACUUUAAUCCAGAUGAAUUGGGUAAUAUUAUAGUUAGAUUAAGAAGAGAUGCUGAUACUCAGGUAGACAAGAACAGAAAGGAUUCAGAGAUUUCAAAAUCACCAAACUUUCAUCAACAACAACCACAACGACCAAAACAUUUUAUGUCGGUGACGAUUGGUGUCAAGGCGACAAAAACCAUCACCACUAAAAUGAUCAUGCUAGGAGAACAUAAUCCAGAUCUUCCUCCAUACCGUAUCGACAAUCAUUCAAGAGUACCCAUUUGGAUUAGACAAAAGAAAACAGAGAAUUGGGAACAAGUUAAAGCUCACAGUUCCAUCCCAUAUACUUGGGAUCAUUUCAUCCUUCCUAAAAAACUGUGUAUUGAAUUCCCAGGUGGAGAAAAGAAUUACUACCGUUUAAAUGAUUUAGAGGAAAAUUCAACUGUUCACAUUAAAGAAAAGGAUUUGGCUCUAAUACAACUACAGCAACAACAAUUGGAUAAUCAAAUUUCAAAUUCCUCUUCAAACUCUUCAUCUAAUUUGAAUUUAUCCAAUACUUCAUCUACUUCGUCGAAUACUGGUACUACUCCCUUUUCAUCGAUCUUGUCACAACCCAAAAUUGACUUGGAAAUUACUAUUACUGCAUGUGGACCAACUAGAGUAUUAAAUCUCAGAGAAAAACCAAGACAAAAGACAGGUGGAUCACCUACCAUGUCAAGAGACAAGACAAAUGAUUUGGCGCUAUCAGAUGACAACAACUUGUUGACUGAAGAGAAACUUUCAAGUCAAUACAACCAAAAAACAAAAGAAUAUGAAAAAUUUGAAACAAGAGUUAAAUUGGUUCAUAUUGGUCUUUCAAUUGUCAAUCAAGUUCCAGAAGAAAUUAUAUAUGCAUCAUUUGAUAGAUUAUCAGUAGAUUUUAAACAAACCAAAACAGAUCAAUAUUUGGAAAUUAGUUUAGAUGAUCUUCAAAUUGAUGAUCAAAGAUAUCAAUCAAAUUUCCCAGUAUUCCUUAGUCAAUCAAAAAGACUUGAUAUUCAUAAUUUAAACAAUCAGAAUAAUAAUAAUCAGAAUAAUAAUCAAAAUAAUAAUAAUCAGAAUAAUAAUAAUUCUUCUUCAACAGUCGCAGUUAAACCAUUUUUCCAAUUUAGUUCAACAAGAUCACUUAAAUAUCCAAACAUUCUAUUUUUUAGAUACUUUUCAUUUUUGGUACAAGAAUUUGAUUUAAAUAUUGAUGAAUCGUCAGUAUUAAAUGCUUUGUCAUUUAUCAAUAUUAAUCUCAAUAGUCUCAAUCAACAUUUCAAACUUCAUCCAACCAUUACACAAGAAGAAAUCCUUCAAUCGGCAACAGACAAUAGUAAAUUGGAGAAUAUGGUUUAUUUUGAAAUGUUACACAUCAAUCCUCUCAAGGUCAAUCUUUCAUUUACUAGUAGUAAAUUGCCAAAGGAGAUUAGUGCCGUGUUGGGUGCUCGUUCACUAUCGGAAUUGUUACUUGGAAUCAAAUCAUCUUCACCAUUUUUAAAUAUCGAACAUGCUCCAAUCAAAUUUAAUGGUUUUAUUUGGGAACAUCCGUUCCUAUCGAUCAAGCAAGUGACAGAUGAAAUUACAUUGCAUUUCUCGUACCAAAUGAUGGGACAGAUUCACAAGAUCUUUGGUUCAUUUGAUGCGAUUGGCAAUCCAAUUAGAUUGGCCGAAUCACUUGGUAGUGGAUUCAAAGACUUUUUCCAUGAACCUGCCAUGGGCAUUGUAAAGAGUCCUCAAGAUUUUGCAUUGGGUGUCAGCAAGGGAACAUCGAGUCUUGUCAAUAAUAGUGUCUUUGGUAUCAUGGACAGUGCAUCCAAGAUUACAGGAACCAUUGGUAAAGGGUUGGUACACCUCUCACUCGACGACCAAUAUAUUCGAGAGAGACAGGAAAGCAACAAGGUCAAACCAACCGGUCUCAAACAAGGUUUGGAGUUUGGUAUUCGCGAUCUUGGAGAAGGUCUACUUCGUGGUAUCACGGGUAUUAUCGACGAGCCCAUUAAAGGCGCCACUCAGGAAAAGAGUAUUGAAGGAUUCCUCAAAGGUGUUGGUAAAGGUGUGAUUGGUGUGGCUGUCAAGCCUACAGUAGGUCUGUUUGAAUUCGCCUCUAGAACAAGCGAAGGUGUCAAAAACAGUACUACCAUUGCCAAAUCACUCAUGAACAAUAAUCGUCGACGUCGUCUACCCCGUUACUUUUCCAAGGAUGGUACACUCCAACUGUACAACAAUUUCAAGGCACAAGGAGCAUACCUUCUCUAUUCGAAAUUUGGUGCUCCACCUCUCCACAGUUGGUAUCAAUUCCAUGUACUCCUCAGUCGAGACCAUGUUCUCUUGGCAUCGACCAAUCAAAUCGUCCUCCUUGCCAAAUCAUCAUCUGCCAGUGGUCAAGCACCAUCAGACUAUGAGAUUGGAUGGACCAUUAAAAUCAACGACAUUCAACAAUUCUUUAAACAACAAGGCACCAAUGUCAUUGCCAUUGUCUACCAAGGCAGUUCAAAACUACCUCCUACAACUGUAACCAUCCCAACACCCAAUGAAGAAGUUAAAAUGUCAAUCCUUAGAAAAAUUUCUGAAUUGGUAAAUCUAUCAAAAAGAUUUGGUACAAUUUAA